CGUACGACGACGCAGGCGCAGUGAGUAGGCGACGCUGGGACGGCCCUGGUUGUGUCGGGGGCGGAACUCUGCUGGCUUUGAGCGCCUUCAAACAAAUUCUUGAAGUCAUCCGCACUGUCUGCCUGAGGAAAGAUGGUCAACGUCUUGAAAGGAGUGCUUAUAGAAUGCGAUCCCGCCAUGAAGCAGUUCUUGCUGUACUUGGAUGAGUCCAAUGCCUUGGGGAAGAAGUUCAUCAUUCAAGACAUUGAUGACACACAUGUCUUUGUCAUUGCGGAACUGGUUAAUGUCCUCCAGGAGCGAGUAGGGGAACUGAUGGACCAAAAUGCCUUUUCUCUUACCCAGAAGUGAGAGCUCUAGUGUUAAGCACUUGGCAAUCCCAACCACAGACAGGAGAGAGGCCUGCUUAGCGUCUCCUGGGGUUUAGACUUGUUACGAGCAUUUGGUGGGAAAGGCUGCUGCAGGGUCAUUCACUCAGAUGUAAGCUCCCAACUGAUUUUGAUGGACCAUUAAAAAAAUCUUUGUAAAGAAGAAUUUUAACAACUGGCUGCAAUUUGGCUUUUACUGUUUGUUAUUAAAAUAUAAUCAUAGCUGUGCUGGUGGGAUGGCUCAGUUGGUAAAGGCCCUUGCCACUAAGCCAGACACCCUGACCACACUGCAAGGUGAGAACUCCGAAGGUUGUCCUCUGACCCUUGUGUGUGUAGCUCCCUCCUGCACAAAUAAGUAAAUGUAAUAAAAUGUAAUCAUAAAUGUUUUCCCUGCCUUUUUAAAACACCAAUUAAAUACACCAGAAAAAUA
Rattus rattus (black rat) is the source of this 795-nucleotide messenger RNA. It is a transcript of the gene Gtf2h5, whose product is annotated as general transcription factor IIH subunit 5. Lineage: Eukaryota; Metazoa; Chordata; Mammalia; Rodentia; Muridae. Gene Ontology annotation, cellular component: transcription factor TFIIH holo complex; transcription factor TFIIH core complex. The coding region runs from base 133 to 348 and encodes 71 amino acids. Gene Ontology annotation, biological process: transcription initiation at RNA polymerase II promoter; nucleotide-excision repair; transcription by RNA polymerase II. The record is from RefSeq and is a predicted model, not a curated record. The transcript has 3 exons.